This is a messenger RNA of Biomphalaria glabrata, 3253 nucleotides long. RefSeq lists its product as uncharacterized. Bases 188 to 2119 code for a protein of 643 amino acids. The transcript has 8 exons. Gene Ontology annotation, cellular component: cytoplasm. Gene Ontology annotation, biological process: protein transport. The record is from RefSeq and is a predicted model, not a curated record. Lineage: Eukaryota; Metazoa; Mollusca; Gastropoda; Planorbidae.
CUAUUAUCUCAUUCACACAUGACACAUUAGUAGGCUGGAUGAUUAGACGCAGAGAUCUAUGUGUAUUUAAACUGAUCUAAUGUAUAUCUGUACCUAACAAGCCCAACACAUUCUACAUAACUGUUCUGAUUGAUAGCUAGGAUAACAAUAAGCCAUCUCAACAAAAAUCAAAACAAGAGACAAGAGAAUGGGCAAGAUUAAAGAAUGUAAAAUCACCAGAGACAGAGACGUUUACAGACCUGGGGAGAAUAUAUCCGGUCAGGUGACAUUGGUCGUGGAAGGUGACGUCAAAGCAAGAAGCGUGAACAUCUUCUGCUGCGGAAUGGCCUUGACCAAAUGGAGAGGAGCAUUUCAAAGAUCUUACGAAUCUGAUAAUUGUAGCAAGGAGAUCUACGUUAACCUGGUCAUACGGAAAGCGGUUCAAAACUUGACUUCUGGUAACCACCAGUAUGUCUACAACUUUAAUCUGCCUUCUCAGGGUCUUCCAUCAUCGUUUGAGGGCCACUACGGUUCUAUUCGCUACUUUCUGAGAGUUGAAGUGGACAAACCUUUUCCCAGCAUCAACAAUCACUUCUACAGUUCUUUCACUGUUUUGGCUCAUCUGGACGCCAAUUUACCUGUUUACAAAAAAGUCGCCAGUGCAAGUGUCAAGAAACAAUUGUCAAAGGUUUUGGGUCUUGGCAAUGCAGGAAACUUAUAUUUGUCAGCGUCCAUUGACAGGAAUGGUUAUUGUCCAGGGGAAGUGAUCCUCAUCAAUAUGGAAGCUAGAAAUGAAAGUUCCAAAGACUGUGGAGCUGUGAAGGCAUCCUUGGUCCAAUACGUGCAUUACAAGGCGUCCAGCUACACGAACCGAGAAACGAACGUCAUUAGAACAUUAUUGGACCAAAAGCUGGAGAAAGGUCAAAAUCGAAUUUGGCACCAGCAGCGUCUUCCAAUAGACCCUGUCCCACCCAGCUUGAAGCAACUGACCUGUCAGAUAAUAAAGGUAACCUACAGUUUAAAUAUUGAGAUCGAAGUUCCACUCGGCAUUGACCUGGCGCUGAGCUUUCCUCUCAAAAUUUGUACUGUACCACUUGGCAAACAUGUGGAAGAGAAACCUGUCCCGGUGAAGCCUGGUGUUCUGGAGAUUCCUGGAUCAAAGUCUGUCAAAUAUGUCCAGUGUACAGCUGGUUAUAAGAUCUUUCUCAAGUCUGAUGGAGACUUUGCAUGUGUCAGAUACAUUCCAAUGACAGCGUUGGCUACAAACUACCAACCAGAACAAACGCCUUUGGGAGCUUGUGCCAUGCCCGCUGAAGACAUGCAAACGGCUAAAUCUCAGCAACAAUUUCAAGGAUUCAAACCUUCGGCUUCGCCAAUGUCUUUUAACGAGCCGCCACCUUCUUAUGAAGAGUCAGUGAAAGCCGAGGCGCUUAUGAGCACGACCUACAGCGUUGCCCCCAACCAGGCAGAAAAAGGCAGCGUGAUGGUCCUACUGUUUGCUACCAUGGAUACUGACCAGGUCAGGAUGGGCUUAAAGAAAAACAAAGCGAGCCUGGAGUUGCAAGGUGGUCAUGUUCUGGCCUUUCAAUCCAACCUCACGCUUCUUCCCGCGGUGCAGACUGGCGCCAUUUUUAUUUAUUUCAAGUCAGCACUAGCUGGUUCCAACUGGUUCUACAACAUGAGAAUGUUUGACCCGGAUAUAACCUCCCGUUUGUGGGUGCUGCAAGGCUAUAACAAAAUUGAAAUGGGAAAGCCAUCAACAACUGCGGGGCACACUGCACUCGCCGUUCUCUUUCUGAAGCGAAUUUCAGAAUUUCAGCCUUCGCCCGCCUACACGGCAGAACAACAGAAACUUCUGAAAGAAGUCUUGAACCCGACAAAAAAGAGAUUUGGCGGGAAAACAGUUCUCUCUUCUAAAGAUCUCGCGAUCAUUUCCGGAGACUGGACAAGUCUAAUGUCGUCUGCUGAUGGAGUCACGAUGGUUGUGACUCAAUGGCCAAGCGUUCAGCACAAUGAGGAUUACAAGGCGCAAUUUAACGUCGACAGUGGAUUAAUUCGUUACAACGAACUCUUUGAAAUGGCCUAUAACAAACUGGCUUCUUUAGUUUUUGAAGUUGGGGAUGUUAGUUAUUUUGUUUAGUAAAGGCAGACAACUCUUUUGUUUCGUGUGUUCACUUUGGAGCGCGAAACAAUAGGAUCAAUCAUUUCUUUACCCGUUCCAAUGUUUAUGUAAACAAAAAUAACUAAUAACAUUUUGAGAGGAUCUAAUUUUUUUUAAAAGUAAAAUGUUGCAGUAUUGUUAAUAGAUAUUAGAAAAUAACAAAUAAUAUUUACUGACACUCCAUUUAUAUUUAUUCUAUUUUUAUACAUCUAUGUAUAUAUAAUUCUCUCCUUCCCCCCACAUACUGAACCCUAAAGAGAAAGUAAAUGAAAGAAAAAAAGAAGGAAAGGAAAGAUCACUCUAAAGAUUUAAAUAAUUUCCGGAUAUUUCCAGGACUUUAUCGUAUAUUUCGCAAUUUCAGUAGAUUUUCAGGCGCUCCUAGUAAAUUGACAAGAGCCCAUGGGAAAUCUGUUAUAAAGUUAUACAAUGGUUUAAUUUAAUAAUUUAUACACCUAAAAUAACGCGGGUUUAAUGAAACUGCGGUCGCAUAAGUGUGAAGCCCACUGCAGUCACCUAAGACCGGCCCUGCAAAAUAGUGGCGUAUGCUACGCCGCCGGUCGACUAGUUGGCAUUAUUAUAAGAAUAAUGUUGUAAGUGCCGUAUAAAUGGUAUACAUUGUAGAUUUACCUUGUUUUAGUAUUUAUUGUAACAAUGCACUGCUUCAUUCCUGGAUCAAAACCAGCAUAAGUGAAUACAAGGAUGAUCUUGGCGUUUCGAUAUACGACGUCUUCUAGUUUUAUUACUGACCUAAGGUGUAAUUCUGUUUGUGUGUACAUGCAUGUUUUAAAUGUAACAAAUAUCUUUACAUUGACAUGUUCUGGGGGUUACAGUUACAGUUGUAUAUGUAUCCUCUUCGGUUGUAUUCUUAAUGUGGACAAUAAGUCUGGUAGGAAUGUAUCUCAAAUAGAAUUAUCAAAGCUGAAAUUACAUUAUUCAGUUUGUCAACGACACUAUUCUUACAGAGACAUUUGAAUAAAAUGAAUUAAAUCGUAUUCGGGAUUCAUCCCCUGGUCACUUCAUCCCCCGGUCACUUCAUCCCCUGAUAUUUUCAUCAUCUGAUAAUUUUAUCUAACAAAUUGUAAUUUUAAAAAGCAUUAAAUGAGCAAUAUUUAA